Aureobasidium subglaciale EXF-2481 is the source of this 495-nucleotide messenger RNA. RefSeq lists its product as uncharacterized. Gene Ontology annotation, cellular component: catalytic step 2 spliceosome. Gene Ontology annotation, molecular function: peptidyl-prolyl cis-trans isomerase activity. The record is from RefSeq and is a predicted model, not a curated record. The transcript has a single exon. Gene Ontology annotation, biological process: protein peptidyl-prolyl isomerization; protein folding. Lineage: Eukaryota; Fungi; Ascomycota; Dothideomycetes; Dothideales; Saccotheciaceae. Bases 1 to 495 code for a protein of 164 amino acids.
AUGGCAGUCACACUCCACACCACCCAGGGCGACCUGAAACUCGAACUCUUCUGCAGCGCCUGUCCUAAGACGACUUACAACUUCCUCGCCCUUUGCGCGUCCGACGCCUACAAUGACUCGCCUUUCCACCGUCUCAUUCCCUCUUUCAUGAUCCAAGCCGGCUCUCCUGCCGCCACCACAACAAAGGACAGUCCCAGUGUCUAUGGUCAACCCUUUGAAGAUGAGAUCAAGUCGCAACUCAAACACAACCAGCGCGGCAUCCUGAGCAUGGCCAACAAAGGCCCAAACACAAACGGCAGCCAAUUCUUCGUGACUUUCGACAAGGCCCCGCAUCUUGAUGGAAAGAAUACUGUCUUUGGUCGCGUCAUCGAAGGAUGGGAAACUCUCGAUAAAAUGGAGUCAAUCCAGGUCGACAAGAAAAACAGACCAAAGGAUCCUAUUCGCAUCCAAUCCGUCCACGUUCAUGCCAACCCUCUGGCCGAUGAGCAGAGAUGA